GGAGAAGAAGAAAUCCUGUCGGUUUAGUUCCUGGUUCGAAGUCAAGAAUCAUCCUCUGUUCAGGUUGUUGUUUUUCCUCCUACAGUUAUUUUAUUCCGCGCAGUAUGUUCAAAGGUUUAGGGACGUGGUUGGGUUUGGAGAGCCCGACGUACACGAAGGCGCCGGACGACAAAGAAAGCCUGAAUGUGGAGCAGGAAGAAAAGGUGGUGGAAGCACAAAACGAGGUAAACAAACAGCAACCAGCUGACCAGGAUGGAGAACCAGAGGCCGACCAGGAACACUCUGAACAGGGCCAGGGACUGGGUGAUUACAUCUUCAGUUUUGCCUCCAAUGCCACGAAGAAGAUCUCUGAGUCGGUGGUAGGAACAGCUCAGACCAUCAAGAAGACUGUGGAAGAAGGGAAAAUCGACGGCAUCAUAGACAAGACCUUUCUAGGAGAUUUCCAAAAGGAGCAAGAGAAGUUUGUCCAGGAAAAGAAAGCAAAAAAAUCAGAAGCAGCAGUGCCUCCCUGGGUCGGCUACAACGAAGAGGAGACGAUCCAGCAGCAGAUCCUUGCUCUGUCAGCCGACAAGAGAAAUUUCUUGCGAGACCCUCCCGCUGGUGUUCAGUUCCACUUCGACAUGGAGCAGAUGUAUCCUCUGGCUGCAGUGAUGCUGGAGGAAGACCAGCUCCUCAACCGCAUGCGCUUUGACUUGGUUCCUAAACAUGUGAAGGAGGAGGUCUUCUGGAGGAAUUAUUUCUACCGGGUGUCUCUGAUCAAGCAGUCGGCUCAGCUCACAGCUUUGGCAGCCCAGCAGCAGCAGAAGGACGGUGAGGACAGAGGGGCCAGUGUUUCACCUGAGGACGUCGUCUUAACAGACAGCGUCAGACCAAAAACUCCUCCAGUUUCCAUCAGCGACAUACAGAAGCCACCGCAAGAAGAAGAAGAAGAGGAGGAGAUGUCGACGAGUCCUGGAGUUUCCGAAUUUGUGAGCGACGCCUUCGACUCCACGGCCAUCAACCAGGAGGACCUGAGGAAAGAGAUGGAGCAGCUGGUGCUGGAUAAGAAGGACAGCGUGCCCUCUCCUGAUGAUGAGUCAGCGGACUGGGAGAAGGAGCUGCAGCAGGAGCUUCAGGAGUACGAGGUGGUGACUGAGUCGGACAACAAAGACGACCAAUGGGACCAAGAGAUCGAGAAGAUGCUGCAGGCCGACGACAGCUAGACAGCUACUGUGUGUGCGCCUGUCUCCCGCACGGUGAUCUGGCCCAGAAGGGAUGAGUAGUGACCAGUGAUGCACAAGGGGAUGAACUUCCACAUCCCCUGCCCCACCCAACUGUGAUUGCUAUAUUGUAAACAUUCUCCUGUACCUGAUGAAGGUGUACAUCCAAUAAUAGCAAGAGUGUGUCACCAUGACACCAAACAGCGGUUAUGUUCAGGCACUUUAGUAAAGUGCUACUUCAUUGCUCCUUCCUAAAUUAGUUGCAUUGACUUGCUUUCCCCUACCCUCGUGCUUUAUGAUGGGGGGGGGAAGCCAGUAGAGGGCGCUCCAUGAGUUUUAUAAUCGAAGGGGCUGUUUGAAAUCACAUUGGAUCUGUUUUCCACUGCUGCUCUCUGGUGGCUUGUACAGUCUUAGUAUAGUCACAGUACAGUAAAAUCCAAUGUAAAAUUACAUGAAUGUAAAUAAAGAGGAUUCUGACACUAUACAUUACUUCAGCUUGCUUUUCCCUGUCAGUACAUCCGCUUGUCUUUUUUCCAUUUUGUAUCACAUUUGGACAAACUCAUGUGUGCAUUUCUUUACUUUGUUUCCCUGCAACUGAAAUACUGUACAUUUUCUGUUAUGUUAUUUCUGUUAUCUGUCAUCCUUUAAUAAAUAUUUAUCUGUUA
Dicentrarchus labrax (European seabass) is the source of this 1864-nucleotide messenger RNA. Its product is annotated as synapse-associated protein 1. Gene Ontology annotation, cellular component: cytoplasm; synapse. Bases 105 to 1202 code for a protein of 365 amino acids. The transcript has 9 exons. Lineage: Eukaryota; Metazoa; Chordata; Actinopteri; Moronidae. The record is from RefSeq and is a predicted model, not a curated record.